AUAGCAAAUGUGCAGAAUGAAGUGCAAGUGUAAAUAUUUUUAUGUAUAUUUCAGAAGGAAACUGAACUGUGCCAGACCGGGCGUCCUGAUGCAAUGUGGGUUGCCUUGCUGAGAGCUCAGCUUUUUUUUUUAGCUUUGGAAAUGUUGCAAAGCAUCAGCACUGAAGCUCAACCGCAGAGGGUUAGAACAGAGAAAGGCUAUUGAGGGUAAAGAAUGGGACUGCGUGGGAAAUGAGGCUUUCUGCUGAGGGAGGGUUCAAAACCUCUGUGAAACCUGUGUUUUUACUCGGGGCUUCAGUUUGGCUGUUUUUUCUUUCAGAAACAUUUGCUGAGGUUGACUAGAAUGCUCAUUUGUAGUCACUGUUCAGUCAAGAGGAAGCAGUAUUGAUAAACCAAUAAAUAAGAAAGUUCUGUAUUCUGCAAGGUGGCUCUGUGUUACCAGUGUGAUUUCCACACCUUUGAUCCCUGUGUCUAUUUUUGCCCGAGGAAAAUAGGGUUGAGCAUGAACGCGAUACAAUCUCUGCUCAUUUUGACUUGCAGUGGCAUUUAGCCCUCGUUCCACCUACUUGACACACAAGGUUAAGUGGUGACAAUGAGUGUUGCAGUUGAAGAUAAGGUCCUCCAUAUGACCUAACACUGGCUUUGCAACCUUUAAUAAUUGUAUUAACUUUUCAUGAGUGCUUGGAUGAGUCCAUCUGCUCUGGCUAUGUUUUAACUUGGUGUUUCGCACAUGUGAGUUCCCUUCCGCAGUUCCUGUUGGAGAGAUUCUUCAUGCCUUUGGGCAUCGUGCUGGUCCUGAAUAGCUUCUGGUACCCAGCCAAGUGUAGCUGCGGUUCCUCUCUGGGUAAGUAAUCACAGCAUACAGGCAGAAGUGUGAAAGGUACCUUGAGGAAAGGCUGUUUGUGAAGAUAGGUGCUCAUUGACAGAAUCAGCUGCAAAAAAACCCCAGCGAUAAUAAACUUCAGAAAAGGAACAAGGUAUCUGCAUGAGCGUACACACAUGCUGACUAUGAAAAGAAAGGUACAUUUCAGAAUGUGUGAGCAGAAAUACACUGCUUUUUAGUUUUCAUGUUAUCAUGCAAAAUGACUUAAUGAGUAAACUGAAACCAGCCCCAAACACAGCUUUUGCUGAAUUGGUUAAUAAAAAUAACAUUAUGCAAUGGUUUAACAGAGGUAUUCAGGAGUAUCAGGUUAAUUUUAACUAGUUGCAAAUUUUUCUUCAUGGCAAACUGUUCAUUUGAAUGCAUUUUAAAGUCUCAUAAAGAAGGGUGCUAAGGAAAUUAAACAUACUACAACUAAAGAUGUGGAUACUUUUGCUUUUUACAGCUCUGUGUGCACUGGAAUCAGUUCUGAUGAAAGCUGGUGGUGUAUUUGAUUUUUUCCAUGCAAUAAAGCUUUUUCAUUAAUUAUAUUGGAAGUAAAACUGCCACUGGUUUGCAUAAUUUAGUUCUCAAUUUGAUUGUGAUAUUAUUGUCCUGUCAACAAGUGCCUUAGUCUACUCAUUUUCACAGGUAGUUACCCAGCAAUGGGAACUUCUCCUUUAACUUGAGAACACGACAGUAUCGGCUGACAAGCAGACUCUUGCUGCUUAUUGAGAAACAUUCGUGAUCCCCGGUCUUGUCUUGGGUCACAGAUGUCUCAGAGUUUUCUGUAAUGUAUUACUCAGGUUUGCUGGACCGAGGAAAGCAGAACGGCUUCAGUGCAGUUUCAGUUCAGACUAUCUUACUCAUUAAUCUUAAAAUGAAAAGCAGACGUUUUCUUACAGCAAAGCAAAGGGUUAAAUUCUUCUUUACAAAAUUAAAAAGGUAAUUGCAAAAGAAAAGGUCGAACGGGAAUCUAAUGCAAGCUUGAAAUAUAGCUGGCACCGCUAGUUAGAAUAAAUUUUCAUACUUCUCAGAAGCUUUCUUUAGAUGAAUCCCUUCUUGCCUUCAGCUCUCCUCCAAGGUGCUAUUUUAUGUGGUGGAGUAAGCUGAGUCCAGAAUAUGCCAAGGUGCCCCCUCUCCCCCUAGUUUGCUCAUACCUGAAGAAUUCAUUACAUGCUUCAUGAAUUUAAUCUUAAAAUUCAUUAAGAUUAAAUAAAUCUUCAUCCAUUUAUUCACCUCUGCUUCUUUCUUCCUUGCUAAUUAAUCUUACUGAAGCAUGCUGUAUUAGUUCAGAGGCUUGUGGGCGUGAGGUGUGGGUUUCGGUUAUUUACACCUGCCUUUGCAACACAGUCUCUGCUCAGUUGAUCUGCUCGCUAGGCUCAUGUCCCCGUUCAAGACAUUAAUUGAAUGGCUGCUUUUUUGGAUUCCUCCAUCCCCAGAUUGCCCUAUAUUGCUGUGUUCUUCAUGGCUUCUUUAGAGCUUUCAUAUCGUAGCAAAUAUUCUCUAUAGUUAAUUUUUUAUAAUUUUUUUAAGAAAGCUGCGAUGUGGGGCAUCCCUGAUAACCAUCUGAGGCAUCUCUAGUGUAAAGAUAACUGACCUGUAAAGGUUUUGAACUGUGCCAGUUUGCCCCUGUUACUAGCUUUUGAGAUCUAAGCUUUUGCCAUCUGUCAGUGUACUACAUUAAUUAGUCUGCUUGCUGAGGAAAAUAACUCAGUGGGGUAGAGCUCUGCAAGAGAUUUUGACAUGAAGAGAAGUUGGUGGUGAGGGUUCUGCUUCCUCUUUUCUGUGUGUGCAAAAGAGGAGAUGCAGUUGACAAAUUUCUAGAACGCCUUUGUAACCAUCAGCAGCAGACACGAAAUUAGAAAUGCGGAAUUAUUUAAAGGAUCUUGCCUCGGUGAAUACCACAGAUACGUUUAUUUCCUCCUAAACCAUACAGUUAUGUAAAUAUUACAGAAGUAAAUGUAUUUUGAGUCCAGACUGUUAGAAGUUUACUUUCAUUGUGCUCUUAAUACCUGCAUUGUAGGGAAGCUUGAUUAAUUCCUAGAAUUGUAUAGCCUAUAUAAGAAAAACCUGCUCUUUCUACUUCCUGAGGUACUAAUUAUUAAGGAAUUAGCAUCUCCUGUGAGAUUCCCCAGCUUGAAGAUUAUCUGUGUUUGAAAUUCUGUUUUGAGGAUGUUAACCGUGUAUGCAGAGGUCUUUUGCUGGUUCUUCGAGCGGAGAUGAAUUCCACGCACAAAUGGGCUGGACUCAUCACUGAGACAUUUUGAACAGAUAACAAAGAUAUGCUUCUAUGUUUCUGUAAGGAACCAAGAUAAACCUGGAAGGCAUAAUGGGACCCCUUACAAAUAUCUAUGUCUUUGCUUGUGUCUUUACAUUUACGCUAUGGAAUAAUAUCCAGCCAGCUGUGGCAAAUGAAUUUAUUGCAAAUUAUUCAAGCAGUUUACUAACUAAUGUUCCAAAAAACAUUCCAGUCCAUACUCAUGUAUUAGAUUUAUCACAUAAUAGGAUCUCUGGACUUAGUAUCUCAGAAUUUAUUUAUCUUUCUGACCUUCAAGUAUUAAAUCUUUCUCAUAAUCUAAUUACGGAGAUUGACUUCAGUGUCUUCAUUUUUAAUGAAGAUUUAGGAUACUUAGAUUUAUCUCAUAAUAACAUUUUGAAAGUUUACUGUCAAACUCUUGCAUAUCUUAGGCAUUUAGAUCUUUCUUUCAAUAAGUUUUCUGCCCUGCCCAUCUGUCAGGAAUUCGGGAACAUGUUUCGUUUGGAGUACCUAGGUUUAAGUGCCACAAUGAUACGAAGGUCAGACUUCAGGUAUAUCAUACAUUUGCAGCUGCAUGCUGUCUUGCUAACCUUAGAAGAUUUUUCUCUGUAUGAGCCUCAGAGUCUGACAGCCUUGAAUACAAGGAGCCUCCAUAUUGUUUUUGCAGCAAACCAAAACUUCAGUUUUUCCCUCCUGUAUGAUGGAAUGAGCACUUCAGAAAUCUUAAAAAUAGUUAACCUAAGAUAUACCUUGAGCUACAAAGAUUUCCCCCCUCCUUCUUUAAUGCUUCUGAAGAAAAUCAAGACAACAGCUCUGAUGCUUGACACUGUGGACUUACAAUGGGCUAUCAUUUUGCAGAUUUUCCUGUUUAUUUGGUAUUCACCUGUGGAGCAUUUGACUGUGAGAAAUUUGACUUUUUGGGGACCACUGGGGGAGCUGCCCGAGUAUGAAAUUCUACACUUAUUAAGCUCUCUGGGACAAUUAAUGUCUUUGGAUGGCUCCAUGAAAACAUUGACUUUGGAGCAUGUUCGUAAUAAAGUUUAUUAUUUCAACCAAGAGAUUCUAUACAGACAGUUUUCAGAGAUGAAUAUUGCCAGUUUGACAAUAUAUGAUGCAUAUAUGCCACACAUGCUUUGCCCCAAUAGAACAAGCUCAUUUCAGUAUUUAAAUUUUUCUCACAAUGCCCUGACAGAUGAAUUGUUCCAGAAUUGUGGCACUCUGAUAGAUCUGAAAUUACUUAUUUUGAAGAGGAAUAAAUUUGAGAGCCUGUCUAAGGUAAGCUCCAUGACCAGCCGUAUGAAAUCACUGAAAUAUUUGGACAUGAGCAACAACUUGCUGAGUCACGAUGCAGCUGAUGGGCAAUGCCAAUGGGCUGAGUCUCUGACAGAGUUGGACCUGUCCUCAAAUCAGUUGAUGGAUGCCGUUUUUGAGUGCUUGCCAGUCAACAUUGAAAAACUCGACCUACAGAACAAUCAGAUCAACAGUGUGGCCAGGGGGACGGCUGAGCUGAAAUCCUUGAAAGAGCUGAACCUGGCGUCAAACAGGCUGGCUGACCUGCCGGGGUGCAGUGGCUUUCCGUCCCUGGAGUUCCUGAACAUAGAGAUGAAUUCAAUCCUCACCCCGUCUGCCGACUUCUUCCAGAGCUGCCCAAGGGUCAGGGAGCUACAAGCCGGGCACAACCCGUUCAAGUGUUCCUGUGAACUGCAAGACUUUAUCCAUGUGGAGAGGCAGUCUGGGGGGAAGCUGUUUGGCUGGCCAGCGGCAUACGUGUGCGAGUACCCAGAAGACUUGCGAGGAACACAGCUGAAGGACUUCCACCUGACUGAACUGGCUUGCAACACGAAGAACGAGCUGAUCCCAAACCUGGAGAAGGGGGAGGGCCGUGUACAACUGUGCCAGCACGAGAGAAACUUUAUCCCCGGCAAGAGCAUUGUGGAGAACAUCAUUAACUGCAUUGAGAAGAGCUACAAGUCGAUCUUCGUGUUGUCUCCCAACUUUGUGCAGAGUGAGUGGUGUCACUAUGAGCUGUACUUUGCCCAUCACAGAUUAUUCAGUGAGAAUUCCAACAGCUUAAUCCUCAUUUUACUGGAGCCGAUCCCUCAGUAUGUUAUCCCUGUGAGGUACCACAAGCUGAAGGCUCUCAUGGCGAAGCGAACCUACCUGGAGUGGCCGAAGGAGAGGAGCAAGCGUGCCCUUUUCUGGGCUAACCUGAGAGCCGCUAUUAGCAUUAACCUGCCAAUAUCCUUUGAAGAUAAUGAGGAGCAGAGUGAUGCUACUUCUAGUAGUAGUGAAAGUCUGUAUGUGAAUAACUGACUUGAGUGUCUUGCAUUGAAUUGUGUUAAUCACAUUUUUAUCAUUUUUUACAGUAUUCCUUGUUUAUAGCAAAAUGUAAUUGUGAUACAUACAGGAAUUGCUGUGCCUAUUUUAGGCAUGAAAAUAGUCACAAGUCUUCUGUAUUUGCCCAUCAUCUACAAAGGGAAAGACAGAGACAUUAUUUUCAUAGCGAUUACACUGAUUUUUGUAGACUUGGGUUGCCUUUAUUUUGGACUUUGCCCAUCAAUUCUAGCCAUAUUAGAAAGUAACAAAAGUAAUGGUUGGUUCAGUGUCAUUGGGAUUGUCAAGUCAUGCAUUUGAUCUUUGUUCUGACAUGGAUGCUGUGUGGUUAAGGUGGGAGGGAUCUGAUUCCUUGAGUUUAAGGAAAUAAUACAAAGAAGAAGAAAACUCUUGUUUAAAGCCUUUCCUGUACAUUGGUAUAGUAGGUGUCAAGGGUACGGUAUCCCUACACCUUCAGAUCUCGCUGGACCUUGUUAUGAGUCUGUUUUCCCUUCCUGUAAGUCUUUCCCUUCAUCACAGACAGAGAUUUUUCUGGUGUAAGAGCUGAAAGUUGGAGCCAUUAAUACCUCUUUAAUAUUCCUCUUCUUUCACUGUAUUAAACAUUCCCACUUGCCCGAAUUUACCUACCAAGUAAUAAUUUCAUAGCAUUUGCUAUUCAUUAUCUUCAAAAUAAUAGUUAAUAUCUGAACUUAUGAAAUUUUUAUCAUAUGAUAAUAUUGCUUCUUUCUGCUAUGAUCAUAUCAAGCUAUAUUGGGUUGCUUGUUUUCCAUUUUCUGAAAUGUAGUUAUAUAUUUCAAAUAAAAUAUUUUCCUUAUUAUGAACUCUUUCAACUGUAAGAGGGCAAAGAAAAACAAGAUGCCUCAAUCUAUUACUGUUUCAUUAUACAAAAAUUUCCUUCAGUUGUGCCACUGUCAUUCUUCUCUUAAAUUAUAAAAUAUAUUUUAUUGCUGUCGCUCUGCAGUAGCUAAUAAGUAACCUACAUUAUAAUGUAGUUUUAUAGGUAUUUAGAAUACCUUUUUUUGUGAUAAUAACGGGGAAACCCCUCAUAUUUAUAGAAAAUUGGCAAAGCUGCAAAUGAACAGUAGGAAACAGAACUUGCACAACUACUGCUAAAGAGUGAUAUCACCAGAGCUGUCACUAAAUUAGGUCAUUUAUUAAGUACUGAA
Messenger RNA from Egretta garzetta (little egret), 6618 nucleotides. Its product is annotated as toll-like receptor 6. Gene Ontology annotation, molecular function: Toll-like receptor 2 binding; transmembrane signaling receptor activity; lipopeptide binding. Gene Ontology annotation, cellular component: membrane. The coding region runs from base 3191 to 5431 and encodes 746 amino acids. The record is from RefSeq and is a predicted model, not a curated record. Gene Ontology annotation, biological process: inflammatory response; immune response; toll-like receptor signaling pathway. NCBI's taxonomy places the organism in Eukaryota, Metazoa, Chordata, Aves, Pelecaniformes, Ardeidae. The transcript is spliced from 2 exons.